Baudoinia panamericana UAMH 10762 is the source of this 1271-nucleotide messenger RNA. RefSeq lists its product as uncharacterized. The record is from RefSeq and is a predicted model, not a curated record. Bases 272 to 1177 code for a protein of 301 amino acids. NCBI's taxonomy places the organism in Eukaryota, Fungi, Ascomycota, Dothideomycetes, Mycosphaerellales, Teratosphaeriaceae. The transcript has 3 exons. Gene Ontology annotation, molecular function: protein binding.
GCAUCGAACGCACCUGUCACAUUUUAAUCACCGGGUCGGGAGGCGCCGGAUCAACCACUCCACCACCCGCAGCUUAAGCAUCGUGGCAGGGACCGAGGCGGACCCAGUCGCGUUUCAGAGCAGGAAUCUAUCCCGGUUCCUGCAUCGUCCACCCCCAAGUGGUUGCGCAUUGCUCGCGCAUCAUCCCCAUCUCCUCGUCGCAUUCCAUUAUGCUGAGCCCUGCCCCUUGCUUCACUUGCAUGUACAUAUUUCACAUCCUCCCCGACCCGACAUGAACGACUCGUCCGCUCCCAGCUGGCAACAGACAUUCGAACAUUACAACCCGUUGCCUCACUUCCGUCGCAAAGCGCCCACAGCACCCCCCGUCUUCUUCCAAGACUGGGCCUACGCGAAUCACGGGCCGGUGGUUUUGGGCGAUCCAAUGCGCCGUGAGCGUGGGCAGGUAAAUGCUGCAACGAGCGCGAAAAGCUUCGCCGAGUUGCUUUCGGGUCCGACCGUCGACAUCUACGUUGGGAAGGAGCGCAAGCACUGGAGCUUGCAUCGCAAUCUACUUUGCCAUCAUUCAAGCUAUUUCGAGACGGAGUUCGAGGGUCACGAGGUGCCAAAGCAUGAAAAGCGUGAUGGCAGCGAUGACACGCUCGAGCUGCCGGAUGACGACCCGCGAGGAUUUGAGUUGUUGGUGAAAUGGUUAUACCAGGGACAGCUGGAGGAUGCGUCGCUCUUGACAGAAGAGCAAAAGUACGACUAUGCGGUUGCAUGUCACAAGUUAUAUAUGCUUUGCGACAAGUUCGACAUGAUACCCCUCAAGAACUUGGCAAUGGAUCAAUACAGACUAAACUUGAAUGCGGCGCAGCUUGUACCGGACGCGGACGAGAUAGACGAGAUAUACCGCGCCUUACCAAGAGGUAGCCCUUUCAGACAGCUCAUGACGAAGAUUGCAGCAAGACAGAUCAUGGACCCGGAGACCGAGAAGGAUGCCGACUCGUACCGCAGAUGCUUCGAAAACAACCCCGACUUUGCCGUCGAGAUGGUCAAUGCGAUCCGCUUCAUGUCUGGUGGGAUGCUGUUCGAGGACCCAACUGAGGGUGACGAUUGCGACUACCAUGACCACAAAGACGGCUCUUUCUGCGGCAAGGACAAGAACAAGACGAAACCAUUGGUAAACGGCACAGGUUGAAGGUUCAUCGGGAAAACAACUGCCUGCAGAGCUUUCGGCGGAUCGCAAAACGCCGCGCAAGCUGAACUUCGAGGAACCGCCGUCGACACCCACG